Messenger RNA from Malaya genurostris, 2581 nucleotides. It is a transcript of the gene net, whose product is annotated as transcription factor Atoh8. The transcript has 2 exons. The record is from RefSeq and is a predicted model, not a curated record. Gene Ontology annotation, molecular function: protein dimerization activity; DNA-binding transcription factor activity. The coding region runs from base 618 to 1676 and encodes 352 amino acids. NCBI's taxonomy places the organism in Eukaryota, Metazoa, Arthropoda, Insecta, Diptera, Culicidae.
ACGAGAUGCGACGUAUUUAGGUUGGUGAAGUUGACGGCAAACAAAAUUUGUGUAGUUCACUUUUGAAAGAAGAUUGUGUGACAAAUGAUCCUUGUGAAGGGUUGUUGAUUAGUUCUCGUGUAAGAAAAAAAAACAUCGAAAUAAGUCACUGCAUUUCUAACGAAUCUUGGCUCCGAUUGACAUCCGAGGAAGCCGAUUAAGUGCUAGGCAAACGAUUGGUGGUAUAAUCAGUCAAACGCAAAAAGGAUAGCUUCUUCCGGUUUGUUAUUUAUAGUGUUGAGGGCAAGAAUGACAGCAUUGUUUGUGUUGGAGGAAAGAAGCUGAAUCAGUGAGGAUAAAAAUAAAUAUUUAUGAAUUGAUUUGGUGGAACACACGUUAAGAGAGCCAGAGCCAGAGGAGUUGCGAUAAGAGCAACGAGGAAAAGUGUCAUUGAGUCAGAGGCUUGAAGAGCGUGACGCUGGUGGACAGUGACGAAGUUUUGGUAGAAAGCCCGUUUGAGACUGUUUUGUCUGAUGUGAUUUAUAGUGAACCUGAAGAAAGGAUUAGAAUAAUUUGCUUCGGUUCGGUUCAGGAAGACUUACGAACUAAGGUGUUGAUCAAACUGUGGAUAAAAUUCGAUGAUGAAUGCUAUGAAUGCCAUUGCCAAGAUGUAUCCAAAGCUGAGUGCCGUUGAAUUAUCAGCGAUUCUAAUGAAAGGUGCUGCAAUGUCUGCGGCUUCGCUUGAACGCGAUUCUGGCUUCAACUCGGGAAGCUCCGAGCACGAAGACGAUCUCAAAAGCUUGGACCAGAGCUCCCGCGAUGGUUUGAUUACUCCGGAAAACAAUUCCGUGGAUUCGGUCGAAGUUAAGCUACCUCAGACAGUGCCGAAGAACAAACGAAAAAGUUCCGAACCCCUCCGGGUGAUCUCGGAUACCGAGUUAUUGGGGCCAAUCAAGAAACGUAUCCGGUAUGGAGAGCAAAUCCGCGAAGAGAAAGAAAGUUUGGAGCAUCACAUUGGUAAUAAUCCGUUCCGACCAUGGGCUCCUAGUGAAGGACUUCACGGCGAAAGCCCAUUACCCGCACACUACCCUAGCCCGGCUGAUCUGCUGGUCAGACACCCGGGGGUCACCACUCUCCAUCGUGCCAUUAGCAUUAAACCACUGGAUCAACUUCAGCAACAAACAUCGUGUAACACUUCCGCCACUUCCUACCAGCAGCAGCCACUGGCUUUGAUCUCAAAAAAAUCCGAAACCUCUAAUCAACCUCAGUCAACUGGAGAUGCUCUCCGACGGAACCUCAGCCUGCUGAACCAAACUGAUCGAUCGGUUUUCAUUCCACCCCAUCCGGUUGAAUGCGAAUCUUCGGAAUCGCUAGGCAAACCCUCGCAUCCUCGAAACUACAAAAACAUGACCCGUGAACGACGAAUCGAAGCAAACGCUCGUGAGCGGACCCGGGUUCAUACGAUAUCCGCUGCUUAUGAGAAACUUCGUCACGCUGUUCCUGCCUACUCGAACUCGCAGAAGUUGUCCAAACUUUCCAUCCUGCGGAUCGCCUGUUCUUACAUUUUAACACUUAGUCGGAUGGCCGGUGAGGACUACAGUGCCGACGGUUCUGAACCUUCCGUCGAUGAGUGCGUCGAAAUGGUGACAAAAACAAUUCAAACUGAGGGCAAAAUCAAGAAGAAGAAGGAUGAAUGAAACCCGACAGGUGCUAGUUGGCGUGUCGUUCGUCGAAAAACGCACAUCACCAUUGUGGUGGUAGUGCUACUGUUAACGUAUCUUCAUCUAAACGCACUUAGGAAGUGAUGAAAACUCGUAAUUAGAGUUUGAACGAUUCUCGGUCAAAAGGGAGCGGGAGUUGCCCGGAAACCACAAAAUAGCACUUGGCGCAUUGAGUUUUUUGAAUCAGUUAAUUUGCAACUCAUAUUGAUUAGAUGAACGGUUUUUAUUUAUUGCUUGGUUGAGGCAUUCUAAGGGAGCGUCAUUCUGAAUACAGUUUUUUGAGUAAGGGCUAUACACGAAGUGAAAUAAAUGGUAGAGUACAAAGUAGUUGAACACGAAACAAGCAGGUCUGAAAUGUUGCCAUAAGAUUUUUCGACUUAAAUUAACAGUACAUCGAGGAGACAAUAAAACCGCCAAAUUAACAAUAAAAUGAGAUGCGUUGUGAUUUUCCUAUAGUAGAUCCCAUGAAACGGUCUGACAGUUGGUGCCAUAUGCAAAUACCAACUUCUGUAUUUAGAUUCUUUCGCAAAUGGCAGGGUUUUCCUAAUUGACACAAUUGACGGAGUCGAGGCAUUUUUUGUUGUUGUUUUGCCAUAUGCUAAUCAAGCUUACAGUAACAGGAAUGCAUGCGCGCACUGAUGAACACUCGUAGUGACAGCCACCAUGAGUUAAAAAAACGGAGUGGAAAUAGUUUCUCAGAAAACAAUUAGCUGGUCUUCAAUAGUUAGUAUUUGAAAAAAUGUAAUUACUAGUACAUCGUAAGGUAUAUUUAUAAGCAAAUCUAAUUUGUGAUUGUUUUGUAAACAAUUUUAAAAUGUAAUACAGUAUCUUCAUUUUUACUGGAAAACACGGUGAAAACAUUAAUAAAUAUGAAAAGUAUU